CUCUAACCUUGAAACGUGUUCAUAAUUCUCAUUACUAGUGCUCCGACCAUUUUUCUGUUUUGAUAUUUGUCGUUGGACAUUCAAGUGUAUUGCAGUGAUUUCUUGGGGACUCAGAACGAGGAAAACAAAGCUAGUGUGCAUUUCAGUGAGGAAAUCUUGUCAGCUCGCGGAUGACAUUGAGUUGGCGACAGUGAUAUUACCACUGUACAUUCAGUCGGAGUAAGUGUGUGACAUUGGUGCCAUCGAUUAACGGAAUCAUCCAACGAUUAGUUCGGUUGCUACCAAAGUUACAAAAUUUCGGUGGGAGACAAACUUGUAUUUUCAAAUAUGAAGGGGGCCGAAGGUAAUUCUGAUCCUUGGAAUCCAAGUGUGCAAACAGCGCAUCUUCCAACUUAUGCAGAAGCAAUGCGCACUGGUCCGCCAUAUCCUACGCCAGGGCCCAAUCAUUCAGCCCCUUAUCCAACACAGCAGGUCCCGUAUCUAACCGAGGGGCCCAGUUUUACAACUCCCUAUCAACCACAGCAGACACCAUAUCCAACCCAAAUGCCUUAUCCAACGCCACCGAUCUACGGGACUGUUCAAGAUUACAACGAUUUUUCACAUCCAAUGCCUGGAAACCAAACCCAUCAGCAAUAUGAGACUGGUGCAAUGCCAGUUAUUCAUCAUCCAACGACACACAUACAACACAUCGUAACGUCUGCUCCACGCAGUAAUACUUGUUGCAGAAAUAGAUCGACAGGUAUACUGUUUGCGGUAGUACUUGCUUUAAUCAUCAUAGCAACAAUCAUAAGAUUGAAUGCGACCCGGUGAACCCCCACCGGCGACGAUGAGCUUUGAUAAAUAAACGGGAUCAAUGCAUGUGAUGUUUUGCUUGACCAUUCAGGGCACUAUCGAUAGAUGUAUAAUCAACCAGAGAAGCAGAUACUCUCCAAAUUUUCAGAUACUAUUUUUGCUAUAAUGAACGACGUACUAGUUUGCCUAAUGGAUAUGAAAUGUAUAUGUAUAUACUGAACGCGUCUUUACUCUAAGUGGAACUAUCAUAAGUAUUAUAAUUCAUGAGAAGGAAUUCCGGAGGAGACGAAGUAAAAAAUACAUUAAAAGAAGCCUUUUCCAUCA
Diachasmimorpha longicaudata is the source of this 1116-nucleotide messenger RNA. RefSeq lists its product as uncharacterized. The transcript is spliced from 3 exons. The record is from RefSeq and is a predicted model, not a curated record. Lineage: Eukaryota; Metazoa; Arthropoda; Insecta; Hymenoptera; Braconidae. Bases 328 to 810 code for a protein of 160 amino acids.